This is a messenger RNA of Racocetra persica, 164 nucleotides long. Lineage: Eukaryota; Fungi; Glomeromycota; Glomeromycetes; Diversisporales; Gigasporaceae. The record is from the annotation of a GenBank genome assembly.
UCGAAGUCGAGCAAGAUGAACGUAAAAUCUUUGAAUGUUAUUAUGAAGCUGCCAAUUUGAAUGAUGUUAUUGGAAUGUCACAAGUUGCUCAUUAUUUUCGAGGUAGAAAGAGAUUUAAAAAAAUCGAACAUUUGGUACUUAAGGAUAAGAAAGCAUUAUUUUAA